Molecule: messenger RNA, 1797 nt
Organism: Coccinella septempunctata (seven-spotted ladybird)
Lineage: Eukaryota; Metazoa; Arthropoda; Insecta; Coleoptera; Coccinellidae
Exons: 2
Coding region: 1150-1797 (215 amino acids)
Source: RefSeq, a predicted model, not a curated record
CGGCACCCAAUAUUGCUGGAAUAUGCCUACAAGAUCCCAUUUUCCAAUAGAUAUUGCAAUAUCCCUGGAAUAUUCCUUGAAUAUGCUGUGUUAUCUUAUACCCAUGAAGAAUAUUCAUCGAAUAUGUUUUCACGAAUAUUCGUCAGAUAUUCUCCUUGAAUAAUACUGGAAUAUUCAAACGGCAUAUCAAGCUGAAAUGUAAGAAUUUGAAUAUUCCGAGAAUAUUCGAAGAGAAUAUCUGACGAAUAUUCAUGAAAAUAUAUUCCAUGAAUAUUUUUCAUGGCAUAUUUAUAGCAUAUCAGUUUUUUAAAGGAUCAACUUGGAAAGUUCCUCGUUCAUAUUUUAUGAAAACGGAUAGGAAUCAUUUAUUUAUUCUAUUCAGAUAAAAAAAGAGUUUUAAAGCUUUGGCAACCAAAAUAUUGAUAAUUUAAUUUGCAAUAUUAUUUUAUCAACUUCCGGACGUAUAGCAGCAUACCUCACUAUGGCCAUGAGCGGGAAUCGAACCCGCAACCAUCUGUGUUGCGAACCUACCUCUCAAUCGACAAGCUAUUGCAGAUUGUCUAGGAUAUUGUAGUCAUACGGGAAUAUAUGUAUCAUUUAGUGUAAAGUGAAAAGAAAACCCCUCUAAGUGUUAAGCCUCGUAUUCAAAGUUCGCCCUUGAGGGUGAAUGAGAGUUUGUAUCGCCCUUAUGAAUACUGGCCGUAAAGGUGACCUCAACUCUCACUCACCCUCAAGGGCGAACUAUGAAUACGGGCCUGAGUCUAUUAACUAUUGUUAAUAAUAAUGAAAUAAGAAGUAAAAUUUUCUAAUUAAAUUGGUAUAACUAUAUAUAUAUACAUAAAUUUUUAUAAUAUACCACAAUAAUUAUGAAAAAAAAGAAAAGUUCGAUUUGCUCUGCGUCUGCGUAACUUGAGUAAGUUGUGAACGUUAGAGCACGUUUUCGUUUCUUAGUUUUUGCAAUCUUAAGCUGCCAACGAUUUUAAUCAAGAGCAAACAUUUCUGGUGAGUAAGAUUCGUCUUAUUUAAAAAGAUGUGAAUUCGUCUGAGUUAAAUAGAAGUGAAUUCGUCUGAUUUCUAUAGAAGUGAAUUCACCUAGGUCUUUACAGGAGUAUACCUGUUCAUCUGAAGUUCGUAUUUUGCUUUGCAACAAUGAAAAAAAGUUUUAUUAGAAAAGUGAAAAGGUUGACCCACCAAACAUUGUUGAUUUCCCGAAACAAUGUUACUGAAGAGCACAAUAUAACUGAUUUGUCAGUGUAUGACCAGAACGCUGAAAAAACAUUAGAUAGUUAUUCUAAUGAAACAAUUGAGGCUUUGCCUACAUCAGAACGUAGUAGCAUUGCUUCUGAAUGGAUAUCAAUACCAAGUAACGUAUUGGAAAAUGCUUCUCUCCCAGGACCAAGUCAAAGUGAUAGCCUGAGUUUUCAAGAAGAAAUUAAGCUGUGGGCAGUGAAAAAUCAAAUAACUCAUAAAGCGGUUGAGGAGCUACUGACUAUUCUCAGGAAACAACCAGGCUUAGAUGGUAUUCCAAAAAGUGCUCGAUCUUUCUUAUCAACAGUUCGUGAAGUAAAAACUAGAGUUGUGAGCCCUGGUACAUACUGUCAUCUGGGCAUUGAAAAGGUACUGAGUGAUUUUUUCAGGAUGCAUAAACUGAUACCUCCUGAAAAUCUUGAAAUUGCUGUAAAUAUUGAUGGACUCCCAUUGAGUAAGAGUUCUGGUAGUCAAGUGUAUCCUAUUUUAGGGGUGAUCUUGAAUUUGAACAUAACAGUUCAAAAUGUUGUUUUGAUUGGUUUAUACUGA